Acipenser ruthenus (sterlet) is the source of this 2071-nucleotide messenger RNA. Its product is annotated as histone deacetylase 2. Gene Ontology annotation, molecular function: histone deacetylase activity. The transcript has 14 exons. The record is from RefSeq and is a predicted model, not a curated record. NCBI's taxonomy places the organism in Eukaryota, Metazoa, Chordata, Actinopteri, Acipenseriformes, Acipenseridae. The coding region runs from base 193 to 1662 and encodes 489 amino acids.
UAAAAAAAUCUAUAAAUAUUUCUACAACUAUAGUUUAGUUUUGUGAUCGUGAGUUGGAUCCCCCUAUUGUCGCAGUUGCGCCGCCCCACGCCCCAGUUCCUUUCUUCUUUCUUGUUCUCGCGCUGCCUGUUUCAGCUGGUGUUUGUGUGUGUCCCGGAAUCGGACAACACAAAAAACAAAAACAAAACAGUAAUGGCGUACACGCAUCAGGGAGGCACUAAGAAGAAAGUCUGCUACUACUACGAUGGUGACAUUGGAAACUACUACUAUGGACAGGGUCACCCAAUGAAACCUCACAGAAUACGCAUGACUCACAACCUCCUGUUAAACUAUGGCCUUUACAGAAAAAUGGAAAUAUACAGACCACACAAAGCUACAGCAGAAGAAAUGACAAAGUACCACAGUGAUGAUUACAUAAAAUUCCUCAGAUCUAUAAGAUCAGAAAAUAUGUCUGAAUACAGCAAACAGAUGCAAAGAUUUAACGUUGGUGAAGACUGUCCUGUGUUUGACGGAUUGUUUGAGUUUUGCCAGUUGUCCACAGGUGGCUCUGCUGCCGGAGCAGUGAAAUUGAACAGGCAGCAGACUGAUAUUGCUGUCAACUGGGCUGGAGGACUUCACCAUGCUAAGAAGUCUGAGGCUUCAGGUUUUUGCUAUGUGAACGAUAUUGUCCUUGCCAUCCUCGAGCUACUAAAAUAUCAUCAGAGAGUGUUGUACAUUGAUAUCGACAUUCAUCACGGGGAUGGUGUUGAAGAAGCAUUCUAUACAACAGACCGUGUCAUGACAGUUUCGUUCCAUAAAUAUGGCGAAUACUUCCCUGGCACUGGUGACCUGCGGGAUAUUGGUGCAGGGAAAGGCAAAUACUAUGCUGUCAACUAUCCACUGAGGGAUGGUAUAGACGACGAAUCCUAUGAACUGAUUUUUAAACCUGUAUUGUCAAAAGUUAUGGAAAUGUUUCAGCCUAGUGCUGUGGUGCUGCAGUGUGGAGCAGAUUCGCUGUCUGGAGAUAGGCUUGGAUGCUUCAAUCUCACCAUUAAAGGUCAUGCUAAAUGUGUCGAGUAUAUGAAGACUUUCAACCUGCCCCUGCUGAUGUUGGGAGGAGGGGGCUACACAAUUCGAAAUGUUGCUCGGUGUUGGACAUACGAGACCGCUGUUGCACUAGAUUCAGAAAUUCCUAAUGAGCUUCCCUACAAUGAUUAUUUUGAAUACUUCGGACCAGAUUUUAAGUUGCACAUCAGUCCUUCCAACAUGACAAACCAGAACACCCAAGAGUAUUUGGACAAGAUCAAGCAGCGCUUGUUUGAGAACCUGCGUAUGCUCCCCCAUGCCCCAGGAGUUCAGAUGCAGGCUAUUCCAGAGGACGCCAUUGCAGAUGACAGUGGCGAAGAAGAUGAGGAAGACCCAGACAAACGCAUUUCAAUCCGAGCAUCUGAUAAAAGGAUAGCCUGUGAUGAAGAGUUUUCUGACUCCGAAGAUGAAGGAGAAGGUGGAAGGAGAAAUGUUGCAAAUCACAAGAAAAGUGCAAAAAGGGCUCGAGUAGACGAAGACAAGAAGGAAACAGAGGAUAAGAAAGCCGAAGUGAAAGAAGAAGACAAAUCUAAAGACAGCGGCUCAGAAAAGACAGAUGACAAAAGCAUUAAGACCGAGCAGCCCAGUAAUCCUUGAGACCAUUAACUGUUAUUGCAAGUAAGCUAUGGAAAUAAUGAAGAGCUGAAGACUUAUUUGCAAUAGAAUGGACUUUUUUUUUUUAAAUACAACUUUAAGUAUUUAUUUUAACAGUUUGUUUAGAUGUAGGGGUGUGUUUAGAAAGAAACUGGGUUUUCUUUUGAAGCAGGAUAAAAUUUUCUAUUGCAUCGUGGUUUGUAGGAUCAAAUUAAGUUCUUUAAUACAUUAAACAUCUGCAGUUGUAAGGGGAAAUGUCUCGUGUUUUACAAGUGUGCAUUUUUUUCUUACCUUUUUUAUACAUGUUUGUAUUUAGGUGUUUACCAGACAAGAUGAUAAUGUAUGCAUACUAAAUCUGUAAAAUUUAAGUUUUUUUUUUUUUGCAUUUCAAUAAAACCUACAGUACAAACUA